Molecule: messenger RNA, 3221 nt
Organism: Seriola dumerili (greater amberjack)
Lineage: Eukaryota; Metazoa; Chordata; Actinopteri; Carangiformes; Carangidae
Gene: gxylt1b
Product: glucoside xylosyltransferase 1-like
Exons: 7
Coding region: 92-1348 (418 amino acids)
Biological process (GO): protein O-linked glycosylation via N-acetylgalactosamine
Molecular function (GO): UDP-xylosyltransferase activity
Source: RefSeq, a predicted model, not a curated record
UGCGUUAACAUUGCGUGUGGCGUCACAUUAUUAUUGUAUGCCAGUUUUUGUGUCAUGACUUUAGCUCCGAGUUGCGUUUACACACUCCAUAAUGCGGCGUUACAUACGUGCACUGAUGCUGUGCAUGGUGUUUGCCGUGUUCUCGGGACUGUAUGUUUACAGUAAGCUGUUUUACUCGGACGCACCGGUCGGUGGGAACGGACCAAAGAGGAGUUUCAUCCCACCCAGAGUGGCCGGAGCCAGCCGAGGGGCCGUGGACAAAACUGGGCCCCAAAACACACACUGGUACAAUAGGUACAUUAUGCGUCAGCGGGGUCAGCUGGAGGCGGGUGGUGGCGGCAUUCAGAGCAGACCCGAGCCUCCCAUGCACCUGGCCGUAGUGGCCUGUGGGGAGAGACUGGAGGAGACUCUCACCAUGAUCAAGUCCGCUGUACUUUUCAGCAUCAAACGCCUCUGCCUGCACAUCUUCGCUGAAGAUCAACUACACACUAGCUUCAUGGAAGCUCUGGAGUCGUGGCCUGGCUUUAUUCGCUCCAGAUUCAACUACACAGUCUACUCCAUCAGCUUCCCCAGUGACAACGCAGCCGAGUGGAAGAAACUCUUCAAACCCUGCGCUUCUCAAAGGCUUUUUUUACCUCUGAUCCUGAAGGACAUUGACUCGAUAGUGUACGUCGACUCAGACAUCCUCUUCCUGCAGCCCGUGGACCAGCUGUGGGCAUUCUUGUCUCGCUUCAAUUCCUCUCAGCUGGCGGCCAUGGCCCCAGAGCACGAGGAGCCCCGCAUCGCCUGGUACAGCCGCUUCGCCCGCCACCCCUUCUACGGCACGGCGGGCAUCAACUCAGGGGUCAUGCUCAUGAAUAUGACGAAGAUGAGGAACACGUUCUUCAAGAAUGACAUGACGUCUGUGGGACUGCGUUGGGAGGAACUGUUGAUGCCACUACUCCAGAAAUACAAACUCAACAUAACCUGGGGGGACCAGGACCUUCUCAACAUAAUUUUCCAUCACAACCCCGAGAUGUUGCUGGAGUUUCCGUGCCAGUGGAACUAUCGUCCGGAUCAUUGCAUCUAUGGCAGUAACUGUGCUUCGGCCGAGGAGGAUGGCGUCUACAUAAUGCAUGGAAACAGAGGGGUUUACCACGACCACAAGCAGCCCGCCUUCAGAGCUGUUUACGAGGCCAUACGAAAGUACUCAUUUGGCGCAGACCCAGUGACUUCUUUGUUGGAUCCUCUAGAAGAGGAACUGUUGAAGACAACACAUACUUAUUGUGGUAAAUCCCACGCACUCUUCACCAAGAAACUGGCACACAGCCUGGCAAAUGCCAACAGGAAGGCUCCACGUGGACGGUGACAAAAAUGUAAGCUGGGAUAGAGGCCAAUAGGAUUUUUACAAGCUCGGCUACCAAGAUAAGGAACAGUGCUUAUUGGAGCUAACCAUUCGUACUUGCUGGCCUUGAGCAAGACAUUGAACUCCUAACUUCUGAUCCUACAAGCUGACUGCAGCUUGUCUGCUUUGAACAGCAGGGUUUUUUGACUGAGAUACAAAAAAAUGACACUGUGGAAUGAGUGCAGUUUUUUUUUUUUGACUACUUUGGUGAACAGUUGCUUAAUGCUCACUGGUUAGAUUUCCAUCCGAACAUUUCAAUUAUUUAUUUUUAUUUUUUUACUGGAUUCUGAGAAAAUCAGCAAAAGAAAAUGAGAAUUUCUGCAUGUUUCCAUCCAUUACCAUUAUGCAUCUAUGAGGAGUUGGUUCGUCGAUUUUUAUAAAUAGGUGGUGGCACUAAUUCUCCAGUCAUUUGUGUCAUGCAUUAAUUUGAGGAACGUUACAGUCUCUCAUCAGUCCACACAGAUUUGAUGUUCAUGUCCACCGCCAUCUUUUUGUCUCUUAAAUGCAGCAGAAACUUUAGUGAAUCUUAAAGCCACAUGCUUCAUGUAUGUCAUGAUUCGUUUGUUUGCAUUGCACUUUGUCACAUUGUAACAACUUUUCUCCUUAAGUCCAGCAUUCUUUUUUUUUUGCAACAUUUUUCGAAUUUUCUGUGUUUCCUCUCAGGGUUUUUCAUGUGCUCCUUAUAAUUAUAAUUAUAAUUUAUAUGUGCAUACAAACUGAAAGGGAACUCAGUUGGAGUUGUGCAAAACUGAGACCAGUAACUGUUUAUCUCUUGUGAGUUGCUCUGAUUAUAAGUGUGAAUAUUUUUUUUUUUUUUUUUGGUGGUUUUUAUUACAACAUUUUUUGUAUUUCACUGACAACCAAAAAGCAUCUAGUGUCUUCCUCAUAGUAAUUUGCUUCUUUCAGAGCCUCUGGCUACUGACUGAAGGUGCUAGAGAUCUGUAAAAGUUUGGAAGAGAAGCUCUUGUCUUUCCAUAUUGGAGAAUUUAUGAACUUGUGAAACACUCUUAUUAAAAAGAGACAAACCAUAUCAGAACUGGACAAAAGGCUUUCUGCAUGGCCUGUUUUUGAGAGAUGUAUGUGCGGGGCCGUUUUUUUCAGCCUUUAGAAACCACUCAGCAACAUGGAAGAACAGUCAUUUAAGAGAAUGACAGUGAAGUGAUAUUUUAUUAUUUCAGUGCAAAGUGAUUCUGCAAAUUAAUGCUGGGCUUUAUUUCUACAGUGGCAUGGGUGGAGCAUAUGAAACCUCCAUCAGUACUGUUUCCCUGUGUAAACAUUUGGUCUUUUCGUUGCUAUGUUACAGGUUACCUUGACCUAAGCGGCAAAAAAAGAGAAGGUCAUUUUUAAUGUGGUACAAUGUCGGUUUUGCAGUCUCUGUUUUUGUGAUGACAUGUUACAUGUUUUGCUUCUUUGUUUUGUGAAAUGAACCGAUACAUCUCCUUAUGAUGUUUCAGACAUUGCUGAAUAAUACGAUACUAUCUACUCCUUUUUAAAAGGAUGUGUUGCGUCAAUCUAGACACAGAUAUGAUAAAAAUUCUCUUAAUCUAAAAUUCACAGCAUAGCUGACAUACAUUAGCCUAGACAAUGCAGAAAAAUGCUACUAUGCUAUUGAACAUGUGAAUAAGCUACAAGUUCUCUCCCGAUGCCAAAGUAUUUGUUUUAUUACUUUAAUUAUGGGUUUUGCACCAGUGAAUGUAUUUUGAACACUAAGGGUUGAAAUGUUGUAAGUAAAUGUCAGUGUUUACAUUAUGUUGGUAUGGGAAAGGAUGGUAUAAGUAAGGAUAUCCUUUGUGACAUUACUGUGUUUACUUGUUUAUAUGUCACUGUCAAGAAAUGA